Messenger RNA from Mus caroli (Ryukyu mouse), 1044 nucleotides. Its product is annotated as melanoma-associated antigen B4-like. Lineage: Eukaryota; Metazoa; Chordata; Mammalia; Rodentia; Muridae. Gene Ontology annotation, cellular component: nucleus. The record is from RefSeq and is a predicted model, not a curated record. Gene Ontology annotation, biological process: negative regulation of transcription by RNA polymerase II.
AUGCCUAGGAGCCACAAGGGUAAAGGUCGCUCUCAUACCAAACGUCAAAAUGUACAGGAGAAGAGCCAAAGUCUUGAUGAUACUCAUCUCACUGCAAAGGAGGAACCAACAUCAUCUAUUUGUCAAGGGGAUCCCCCCAGGUCCCCUGAUGGCUGCACUCACCAGGGCACUCAGACAAAUGUAGCUUCUGUUUCUGAUGACUUAAGUGUGUUGUCAAUAGGUGCUGUAGGUGGUGAGACUUCUGGUAUGAAUGCUGAGGUUUCUGUUAUAAGCUCUCUGAGACAUACAGGAACCUCCAUGGUAGGUUCUGCCACUCGUUCUGUGCGCAGAGGUGCUCUCAACAGGAAGACAAGUGAAUUGAUGGAGUUCAUGCUGGAGAAGUUUAGGGUGAAAGAGCACUUUACACAGAAAGAUAUGUUGAAGGUGAUUAACAGGAAGUACAAAGCACACUUUCCUGAGAUAAUUAGAAGAAUAUAUGUGCAACUGGAAUUGGUCUUUGGUCUCGAGUUGAAGGAAGUUGAUCCCAUUUCUCAGUCAUAUAUGCUUGUGGGCAUGCUGGGUCUCUCUACCGAGGGAAAUUUGAGGAGCAGUAGUGGGUUACCCAAGACAGGGCUCCUUUUGACACUCCUGGCUGUGAUCUUCCUGAGUGGCAACAUUUCCAGUGAGGACGACAUCUGGGAAUUCCUGAAAGUUGUGGGGAUAUAUCCUGGAAGAUAUCAUCCAAUCUUUGAGGAACCUAGGAAGUUCAUCACAAAGGAUCUCGUGAAGGAAAAUUAUCUGGAGUACCAUCGGGUGUCUGGCAUUGAUCCCCCAAAAUAUGUGUUGCUGUGGGGUUCCAGAGCCUAUGCUGAAACCACAAAGAUGAAAGUCCUGGAAGUUUUAGCUAAGAUCAAUAAUUGUAUUCCUAGUUACUUCCCAUGUCUAUAUGAGGAGGCUCUGGUUGAUGAGGCUAAUAGAGCAGCAAGGAGAGUUACAGAAGUGCCUGGCAAUGCCUAUGACAGUCCUCCUUUAGGGUACAUAGCCCACAACAUCUCCUUUGUCUAG